Hyposmocoma kahamanoa is the source of this 671-nucleotide messenger RNA. RefSeq names its product THAP domain-containing protein 3-like. The transcript has 2 exons. The record is from RefSeq and is a predicted model, not a curated record. The coding region runs from base 1 to 501 and encodes 166 amino acids. Gene Ontology annotation, molecular function: sequence-specific DNA binding. NCBI's taxonomy places the organism in Eukaryota, Metazoa, Arthropoda, Insecta, Lepidoptera, Cosmopterigidae.
AUGGAUUACAGAUUCCCAACUGACCCAGAUAUCAAAAAGAAAUGGAUAAUCGCAACGGGUAGGCCAAUCACAGAUUGGUCUCCUCAGAAGACUAGUACAAUUUGUUCAAAGCACUUUGAAAGUCACAUUAUUUAUUUGUCUGGAAAAAGCCGCCGAGUACCUGAUGAUGCUGUACCUACUUUGAACUUGCCGGGACAUACGUCAGAAAUUGAAGAUACAGAAGAGAAAUGCACCGACAGUGAAGACGAUCGUACAAGCGGAGAAUCACCAAAAUAUCAUUUAAGGAAAAUGCAAUCGGCCCUCGACAGAGCAAAUAAAUUAAUACGCAAGCAAACGUUACUUAUAAAAAGACUAAGAGAACAAAACAGACGUGACUCAAAAAAGAUUAACUUACAAAACAAGGUAUUAAACGAUUUAAUGGAAAUAUUUGAAUUAAAUAACGAAGAUAUUGCUGUGUUGCGGACAGAAAUUUUGAAAUCAGAAGUGUCUGAUUCGCUGUGAAUAUUGUUUAAUGUUUGUUUACACAUGGUCGACAGUGACAAUCUACCUAGUGUAGUAUAGUCUACGGUAGUUCGCUGCCGAAUUCGAGUCGACUAGGUGUAAUAAUGUAGUCAUGUUGAGCGACUCGAUCGCCUUCAGCAAGCAACAGUCGAUCAAACAAGUUUCGACGU